GUGUUGUCACCUGUACUCUGUUCGCCUGUGUGAAGAGACCGAGACCCUUGCAAGAGAGACCGACUAACAACAGGAAAUUACAAACCGCAUUGGUGGAGAAAAUGGCUGACAUAAUAACAACUGAAUAUGAUGAUGACUCUGGCAACGAUUUCAUUCAGUGCGAAUAUUGUGACAAAAGUAUCCGGGGUGACACUCAGUACAGAAUUCACCUGACCACAAGUCAGCAUUUGAAGAAAAAGGAGUCCAUGAAUCUCUGGGAUGACAUGCCAGUUUGGGAAAGCUUCUUGGAUUACUUGGAUUACCUGAAACUUGAUGAGCCAAUCAUUGGUCUGAGUUGUUUGGAGCAGAUGGAAUCUCAAGCACUUGGUAAUGGCCAAUUUCGGCUAAAGUACAAGUGCAAGAUGUGCAGUUUAGAGGCAGACUUGCCUGCAAUGGCCAGCCAUGUAGUGGGGCGGAAGCACCGGCAGAAGUUUUUGGAAUUGCAUAGGCCUGAUUUGAUAACAUGGGACAACAAGUACUCUCUCAGCCAGCAAGGAAAGGUGAUCAGGGCCAAGGCAGAAGUCAUAGAGAGACAAGAAGGCCGUGGAAAACCUGUGGAUUUGCAUCCAAGACAAAGGAAUUCCAGGGGAGAUGGCCCUCGGAGAGGUAAUGCUCCCCCAAAUCCCAGAUUUCAAAACCCGAGACAGAACAUGGGACCACAGCAGGGAGGUCUGGAUAGGUGCCAGCAGAGAUAUGGACCUGCAGACAUGGACAUCCCACCGCAGGACUUCCCUGAAGACCCUCAUUACCAAAGAAAACGUGUUGAUGAUGGUUACUAUCCAGCAAGUACUUACAGAAGUGGUGCUGAUUAUCCUAAAGAUGCUCCCUUUCAACAUGGCUACCAAGAAGACAACGAUCAUGUCAGGCCCCCUUUCCCUGAGAGUGGUGAAUAUGGGCAAAGGUAUCCCAAAGACAACCGUUAUGAGGAGCCCUACCCAGAAGAUGACCACAGUAGAAGGCCGUUUAUGGAUGAGCCUCCAAGGCAAGCAUAUGACAAAGGUGACCGCUAUGAGCCAUCUUACUAUGAAGAUGAACCUCGGGGGCGGCCACCACCAGGAGAUGACCAACGUCCCUACGAAGAUGAUAACCACUCUGGACAGCGCUACUCAGACAGGGACUUUCCGCCACGUCCCUAUGAGGACCCUCAUGCCAGGGCAUACCAGGAAGAGACUCCUCACCAGCACCCUGACGACAGUUAUGGUGAGCGGGUGUACGCUGAGAGAGACUCCAGUGGACAUUUGUAUCCCCAGAUUGACCAUCGUCAGCCUGGUAUCUCUGAGGACCGAAAGCAGGCCUAUCCUGAAGAGGAUGCCUAUAACAGACGUGUCCAGGAAGACGUUGAAAGGGAACGCUACGGUCGUCGUGAAUCUACUGAAUGGCACCCCAAAGAAGAUACUGAUCGUCGUUUCUUGGCUCGUAAUGGAAGUGAGCGACAAUACUCUGAACGUGGUUUUGAACCUCAUCACAGCAGUCAUGGUGACGGGAGAGAGAGGAGUCACACCGGCUAUGACACUGAGAGGAAUAGGGGUGGUGAAGCCAGGUAUGGCGGAGAGAUGCCUGAAUCUAGAAUGGAGAGAGAUUGGGCAGAAGCUAGAGGACCACCGUCACGGCCCAGUAACACGCUAGGAAGGCCCAGAUCAGAUCUCCCCCAGCAUCAAGGAGCUACACAUCAGGAGUCUCUACCUAGCAGGAAGAGGAGGAGCAGGUUCUCCGAUUGCACAGAAGCAGAGAAAGAACUGCUGCAAAAAUAUCAGAUGGCCCAAACUGUUUCUGAGAGACUUUCUCAGAAUCCACCUACGAAAGUUCAGAAGCACUCUGAGAGUGUCCGCUUGAGGGAGGAUUACAGGGAGCGUGGAGGAGCUCAACAAGAUCCUGCCAAUGUUAUGGAUGUUCUUAAAGAUGUCCAGAUUGAGAGUGUGGAAGAAGCCAACUUUCUGAAGAAUAAACUUUGUUCACUGCUGAAAGAGUUUCAGGCCAAUAAAUCAGGAGUGAGAGACGAUCGGACUCCCCCGAUGGGUUCCCGAGAUUAUGAACAGCCAAGAAGGGAGAGUGUGGAACGGCUGCUGUUUGAUGAAUAUAGCCAGCGAAGGAGAGCAAUGGCAGCAGCUGGGCACGAUCGUGACCAGAUUCAGGAACGGCCACCGUCUGACUACAGCUACCGUGUAAAAGAAAUGUCAACAGUUGGGCGUAGUCAUGACGAGAUUCAAGAACGACCACCGUCUGACUAUGGCUACCGUGUAAGAGAAAUGUCAACAGUUGGUCGUAGUCAUGAUGAGAUUCAGGAACGGCCACCGUCUGAUGACUAUAACUACAGUAUGAGAGAAAUGCCAGCUGUGGGACGCGGUCUUGACAACUUCCACCAGGCCUCUCAAGAACGCUUUGAUAGAAGGUCCUAUGAACGGGAUGGGCCCCAGCGCAGAAGGGAAUUUCCUAGACCUGCUGAGAUGUUUGAGGACUACCCACGGGAUGACUUUCAUAGAGGGGAAAGGCGGUCUCCUCCUCCAGAGAGUUCGUUUAGGUUCCGUGAAGGUUCACAGCGGUCCUAUUUUGACGGUCCACUUGAGGAGCACCCUCGUGACUUUCGUCCUCACCCUGCUCAGACCCACUUUAUUGAAGACCGAAGAACCCCUCCCUCCAGCCUUGAUAAAAUCGCCUCCACUCUUCUUCACCUUGUGUCACACAAAUGAAAGUGUUCAUGUGUCUAAUUGUUUUUUAUUGUCAUUAUUAGAAUAGGCAAAAGGUUUUUCAAGUGGUUGUUGAAAACAAUACUGUACGGUAAAUUGAACUAGCCGAGUCUUGUAAACACAUUAAAAAUGUCAAUGGCUAA
Messenger RNA from Alosa sapidissima (American shad), 2866 nucleotides. RefSeq lists its product as uncharacterized. NCBI's taxonomy places the organism in Eukaryota, Metazoa, Chordata, Actinopteri, Clupeiformes, Clupeidae. The transcript has 14 exons. The record is from RefSeq and is a predicted model, not a curated record. The coding region runs from base 102 to 2726 and encodes 874 amino acids.